CACAGGGCAUGACAAGUAACCCUGGCUGCGCACCAGAGCUGGAUGAUGAGACCCUGUUGCUGACGACAGCACGCUCUGAGUCUCAGAGAGAUCACACUGGAGCUAAGCUGCAGGCUUUACUCCUGCUGGCUAGCUUCCAUAGCACUGCAGCGUGCUGUGCAGGCUGUUAAAGGAGAAUCGUCACUGAGAUUUUACCCUGCGGCCUGGCCUGCUUCGCACCUAACCAGCCAGACAAGACGUACCCACUGCAGUAAUAGCGGAUGACUCUAUGGAGACCAGCCUUGGCUGGAGUGGAACCAUGUCACAAGACCACCACCGUGAAAACCUUCGCACGGGGCCUGGGUGUAGCGCUCACGUAUGCAAUUCCAGUACUUGGGAGGCUGAAACAGGAGGCUUGCUGUGAGCCGGAGGUCAGCCCGGACUACAUAGCAAGGCAUCGCUUCAGAUGAAAGAUCAAAAUAAAGAACACACUGGUUGAUUGAGAUUCUCUGCUUGAUUCAGAACAAGGGAGAUCCUACAUGGAACCAUACUGUGCCCUUCGACGAGCGAUCACCCUGGGUUGAAACCUGCCCAGGGUACUCAUUAGUAAACACCAUGAAGGACCCACGGCUCUUCACCUCUCACCUCCCCAUCCAGCUCUUCCCCAAGUCCUUCUCCAGUACCAAGGCCAAGGUGAUUUAUGCCAUCAGAAACCCUAGAGAUGCUCUUGUAUCUGGUUAUUAUUUCUUUUCUAACUCAAAUUUCAUUAAGAAACCAAAGUCGCUAGAAGAAUAUUUUGAAUGGUUCAUCCAAGGAAAGGUGCCAUAUGGAUCAUGGUUUGAGCACAUCCGUGGGUGGAUGUCCAUGAGAGACAAGGACAACUUCCUGAUGCUGAGUUAUGAAGAGCUGAAGAAGGACUUAAGAGGCACUGUGGAGAAGAUCUGUCAGUUCCUGGGGAAGCAAUUAGAACCGAAAGAAGUGGAUUUAGUCCUCCAUUACAGCUCCUUCCAUGUUAUGAAAGAAAACAAGAUGACCAAGAUUAUUGAAAAACCUGAUGGCAAUAUAAAUUUUCCACUAAUGAGGAAAGGCAUCUGUGGGGAGUGGAAGGAUCACUUCACAUCAGCCCAAGCUGAAACCUUUGAUAAAGUGUUCCAGGAGAAGAUGGCAGGCUUUCCUCGAGAGCUGCUCCCAUGGGAGUAACAUCCACAGACCUUUGGGUCUUAUAUGGUAGUGACAUGUCACCCUGUCUUUAUGCUUGUGUGUGACAUUACGUUCAUGGAAUAAAAGCUAAACGUUCAUUAUUAUCUAGUUGCUUGUUAAAAACUGCUCAAGUACCUCUGUUCAGUUCAUAUUAUCCCAGCUCUUGAAAAUCUUUAUUAUAUUUCAAAUGAUACAGCAAGUAUAUGAACAUUGUGCCUAUAGUGUCAAAAAAUUUUAGACAAGAAAUAAAAUUUAGGGCUGGGGCGAUGGCUCAGCGGUUAAAGGUACUUUCUUAUAAAGCCCGACAGCUCUAGUUCAAUUACACUGUACCCACAGAAAUCCAG
This is a messenger RNA of Jaculus jaculus (lesser Egyptian jerboa), 1523 nucleotides long. Its product is annotated as 3-alpha-hydroxysteroid sulfotransferase-like. Gene Ontology annotation, molecular function: sulfotransferase activity. The transcript has 7 exons. Gene Ontology annotation, cellular component: cytoplasm. Gene Ontology annotation, biological process: sulfation. NCBI's taxonomy places the organism in Eukaryota, Metazoa, Chordata, Mammalia, Rodentia, Dipodidae. The coding region runs from base 595 to 1179 and encodes 194 amino acids. The record is from RefSeq and is a predicted model, not a curated record.